AUGAGUAUCUUGACCUUUUUCUUGAUCUUUACUCAGGUCUGCUCUUUGUAUUCUGCGCAAGCGUUAUCUGUCGCUAGAGAUACCAUUGAUCGAUCAUCAACCAUUGAGAAAUUGGACUUUUCUCAGAGUCCACAUACCCUCGACUCUGCAUCUUCAUUCCAGGUUGAAUUUGAAGUUCAAUAUGAACGCCAGCGGAUCACACUGAACCUGCAGCCGUCCAGAAAUGUUGUAUCGCGUCUCACUACUGUUCAGCACAUUAACUCCACAGACAAUCAUGGUGUCAUCACUGAUAUUCAGAGUCAACGUCCUCUGUUAUACAAGGGUGUAGCCUUUGUCAAUGAAAUUGAGAAGCAGACACAGAGGAGAGUAGGAUGGGCACGAGCAAUGGUUCGGUAUCGCCAAGGUCGACACGUCAUUGAGGGCACCUUCACAAAUGACGGUACUUAUCACCAUAUUUCACUGGAUUCGAAUUAUCGCCAGGCGCGACAGAUUCAAGAUGGACAACUAAGGAAACGAUCUCAGCGAAUGGUAGUAUGGAAGCAAGCAAGGGAUGAAAGUGACGGAGCUCUUUCGCCAAGAUCAUCCUCAGAUGAGCCGACCUGUCAGGCUCAUAGGCACAAUGAUCGACGCCGCCAGACUUCCGACAACCAGGAAACCCACCAUCCUCUGCUGGCCCGACAGGAUGUCAACGAUUGGUUUGACCCAAGAGACGUAAUCGGAUCAACAGAAGGAUGUCCAAACUCCCGAAGAGUCGCUUUGAUAGGCAUUGCAGCCGACUGCUCGUAUACCGCCGAAUUCGAUAACAUGCAAGAUGCUCGAGAUAACAUCAUCUCUCAAGUCAACAUUGCAUCACAAGUGUACGAAGACACUUUCAACAUCGCCCUGGCAAUCCAAAAUUUGACUAUGAGCGACCCGUCUUGUCCCACUGAUGCACCGAGAUCGAUGCCUUGGAACCUUCCCUGCACGGCAAACGUCGAUAUCAACGACCGUUUGAACUUGUUCACGCAAUGGAGGAGCAGAUUACGCGAUGAUAACGCGGUAUGGUCACUUCUGACGGCUUGCAGAAGUGGUUCCACUGUUGGAAUUGCAUGGAUCGGAAGUCUGUGUAAUAGAUCACGAGGAUCAUCAUGGAGUCGCGGCGGUACAGCUUCUGCAAAUGUUGUUGUCCGCACAGCUUCAGAAUGGCAGGUCUUUGCGCAUGAGCUGGCGCAUAACCUUGGAGCUUCUCACGACUGUACGUCUGGCGAUUGCGGUACCUCUGGAUAUUCACCUUCCGAUGACUGCUGUCCUCGAAGUGAGACCACCUGCGACGCCAGAAACCAGUACAUUAUGAACCCGCAAAGUUCUCCCGGACUGGAAGAAUUCUCACCAUGUACUAUCGGCACGAUUUGCACAGGUAUUGGUGAAGAGCACGUUGAUACGAGCUGCCUUGUUAGUGAGGACGAGGUCCCCGAUAUCAAUGACAGUCAAUGCGGCAACGGCAUCGUCGAGCCUGGCGAGUCUUGCGACUGCGGUGGUGAAGAAAGAUGCCCCGAAGAUUCCUGCUGCAACCCUUCGACCUGUCAACUCCGCAGCGGCGCAGAGUGCGAUCCAUUAACAGACGGGUGCUGCACCGACGAAUGCCAAGUCGCUUCAAGCGGUUUAGUCUGCCGCGAAAGCACGUCCUCUUGCGAUCCAGAAGAGACAUGCGACGGAAAUUCUAGUCAAUGUCCCGUUGACGUACAGAACUGUGAUGACGACGAAAAUUCAGGUAGCAGAGGAGGAUCAGGAAGAAGUUGGUUCGAUAGGAAUAGAACAGCUGUCAUCGCGACUGCUUCUUCUGUUGGUGGAGUUGUUCUGAUCUUGGUCCUUUGCGUGAUCUUUUCUUGUAUUAGGAAGAGAAGAAGAAGACAGAAAGGAACGCAGCUGCAGAGUGGAAACAUCAGCGAUGGGUCGAAUGCACCGGCUCUUGAGCAUACGAGAGGUGUUACGCAGAUGCCGAGUGCACCGCGGUUGGUACAUAGAUAUGCAUAG
Fusarium redolens is the source of this 2013-nucleotide messenger RNA. RefSeq names its product Metallo-peptidase family M12-domain-containing protein. The transcript is spliced from 2 exons. Gene Ontology annotation, molecular function: metalloendopeptidase activity. Lineage: Eukaryota; Fungi; Ascomycota; Sordariomycetes; Hypocreales; Nectriaceae. The coding region runs from base 1 to 2013 and encodes 670 amino acids. The record is from RefSeq and is a predicted model, not a curated record. Gene Ontology annotation, biological process: proteolysis.